AUGAUAUUAAGAAUUCGUUCAAAAGAUGGGAUGCAAAGGAUCUCAGUCGAUGAACAGGCAGAUAUGAAGAUUGUUGAGAUCUGUGGAGAAAAAGAUUUGGAGAAAAUCGAAAUUUCUAAAGAUCCGUAUAAAAAACGUUGCUUUUCCUCUUUAUCAAAUGGAAAGACAGUGAAGAGUUUAGGGUUUGAACAUGGGGAUAUUGUUUAUAUUCAUAUAAAGGAGAAAGAGGAGAAUUUUUGUUCUUUAGAGGAGAAGAUGGGAGAAGAAAUGUAUUCGUUGUCUUAUGAUGCAUGUAAACAAGUUAUUCAGGAUGCUGUGGAUGAUUUUCUUGAUACACAAGACGGAAAAUUAGUAAAUACCCGAAGUGCAUUAUGUAAACAUGGAUCGAAAGGGAUGUGCAAUAAUUGUGUACCUUUAGAUCCAUAUGAUGCGAAUUAUCUUAAACAAAAUAAGAUUAAGCACCAAUCGUUUCAUUCAUAUCUUAAAAAAAUAUAUAAAAAUAAUAAAAAUUCAAUACCAGGAGCUCUUUUGGUUGAGCCAUUUUAUGGGAUUAAAAAAGAUUGUCAGGUAGGACAUAAACCAUGGCCUCAUGGAAUUUGUACGAAAUGUCAACCCUCUGCUGUGACACUUCAGCCACAGGAAUUUAGAAUGGUUGAUCAUGUGGAAUUUUCUGAUUCCUCUAUAAUUGAUACAUUUUUAAAUUAUUGGAGAUUGUCAGGACAUCAAAGAUUUGGUUUUCUUUAUGGACGAUAUAAGCCUUAUGAUUCAGUCCCUUUAGGAAUAAAAGCAGUUGUAGAGGCAAUAUAUGAACCUCCACAAGAAAACGAAACGAAUGGGAUUUCUUUAGAUCUUCCAUGGAAUGAUGAAAAUACUGUUGAUGAAAUUGCUCAUUUUUUUGGACUCAAAAAGAUUGGAAUGAUAUUUACUGAUUUAACAGAUGAUGGAUCUGGAAAAGGAACAGUAAUUUGUAAACGGCAUAUGAAUUCUUUUUUUCUUUCUUCUUUAGAGAUUGUUUUUGCUUCAAAAAUGCAGUUAAAGCAUAAAAAUAUUUGCAAAUGGAGUAAAACAGGUGAAUUUAGUUCAAAGUUUGUAACGUGUGUUGUUUCGGCCAAUAAAGAUGGUGAUAUUGAUAUUUUUGCUUAUCAAGUAUCAAACUCUGCCAUGGCAAUGGUGGAUGCCAAUAUUAUAGAGCCUAGUAUUGAUCCAAAUAUAAUGUUAAUUCGAAAAGAAGAACCUGAUGUUUAUAUACCAGAGGUAUUUUUUCAAAAAAUUAAUCAAUAUGGAAUACAGGUUCAAGAAAAUGCAAAAUCAGCAUUUCCUGUAGAAUAUCUUUUAAUCACUUUAACUCAUGGUUUUCCGAUGAAUCCUGAUCCUAUUUUCCCUCCUACAUUUAAUACUUUUAUAAUUGAAAAUAGAACUUCUAUUGGACAAGUACAGAAUAUAUAUGCUUUGGCUGAGAAAAUUAAACCUAUUAUUGAACAUCCUGAUGGAGAUAUAUUAAAAACAUUUUGUGAUUUUCAUUUUUUGACUUAUUUAUGGACUCUUGGAAUUUUAAAUAAGGAUGACGGUUCACUUUUUAUUAAAUGUAUUAGAGAAAAUAAUAUUACAAAUAUAUAUAGCUUAUUAGAUACACCAAGUUGGCAAACACUUAUAACAAUUCUUCAUGAAAGUAACUUGCUUUAA
Molecule: messenger RNA, 1683 nt
Organism: Pneumocystis murina B123
Lineage: Eukaryota; Fungi; Ascomycota; Pneumocystomycetes; Pneumocystales; Pneumocystaceae
Exons: 6
Coding region: 1-1683 (560 amino acids)
Biological process (GO): ubiquitin-dependent protein catabolic process
Cellular component (GO): nucleus
Molecular function (GO): ubiquitin protein ligase binding; ubiquitin binding
Source: RefSeq, a predicted model, not a curated record